AUGAUAAAACGUUUUGUUUUUUGUCCGCCCGGCCCGCCACCAUCACCUCUUCUAAUAAGCUGCUGGAGCAAGAUGUGCUUUGUUGAGGAUGGGGAUGCAGUGAUUUACUAUCUGCACAUUAGGCAUUGUACGGUAAACGGUGCCUCGGCAAGUUCGGAUACUCGCUUGACGAUUCUUUACAGUCAUGGGAAUGCGGAAGAUUUGGGGAGUUGCUAUGAAGGACUUGUAGCGUUGUCGCGUGCGAUUGGGGCCGAUAUCGUUGUGUAUGACUAUUGUGGCUAUGGCUUUUCAAAAGCGAGGGGUCAAAGUGGACCAACAGAGGAGCGUGUCUAUAAGGACGCAGACGCCAUAUUUGCUGAACUUACCGGUCGUCUUAAUAUUAAGCCGCUCCAGGUUGUUCUCAUGGGGCGCUCGAUGGGUGGCGGACCCGCCUGCUACUUGGCUGCGAAGCAUCAUUCGACGAUUGGUGGACUUAUCCUGCUUUCCACUUUCACGUCAUGUUUGGGGGCCGUUAAUUGUUCCUGCCUACGUUACCUGUGCGUUAAAGACAUGUUUCCUAAUGAAGAAUUUCUUGAGAGUGUUGUUGACUGCCCAGUGCUCAUUAUGCAUGGGAAGAAGGAUAGCGUGGUUUCCUUUAGUUGUGCCGAGCGAUUAUUGAAGAUUGUCGAGCAGGUGCAAAAACGUUUCAAGAAAGAAGGACUGGUAAGCCACCAUUGGUUUGCGAAUUGCGGUCACAACGAUAUCGAGGUGGUGAGCAUGGAAGAAUUGAGAGAGAAUCUCAAAACCUUCUUGAACCGUCUGACAAUUCACAACACCGAACGGAGUAUUCAUUCCACUCAAUAA
This is a messenger RNA of Trypanosoma cruzi, 843 nucleotides long. Its product is annotated as serine peptidase, putative. The transcript has a single exon. NCBI's taxonomy places the organism in Eukaryota, Euglenozoa, Kinetoplastea, Trypanosomatida, Trypanosomatidae. The record is from RefSeq and is a predicted model, not a curated record. Bases 1 to 843 code for a protein of 280 amino acids.